GGCAAGGACAGCAACCCCUGGAAGGAACCUCAGACUUCCACGCACAGUGUCCCCGAGCUGCUCCGCAUGGCGCUCAAGGGGACGGAAGACCCCACACUGAUGCAGGCGUUCGAGGCGCAGGUCCUCAAGCGUGCCACGAGUGUUUUCAAGGAUGCGGAUCACAAGCACACCCAGGCGGCUGCGAACGUGGUCCGCUUGAAAUCCAAUCUGGAGCAGGCGCGCGCCAACGAGAAGUCGGCAGCCCUGGCCCUGGCUCAGGGCGAGCGGGCCAAGAAGUCAGCCGCGGAGGCGCUCGCGCUCGCGGAGGGCAUCUCCAUGCAGGGCGCGGACCCCAGCGCUAGGCCCAAGUUUGCAGUCAGCUGGGACCGGGAGCUCGACGGCAUCGAGGAGCUUGAAUGCGAGGCAGCAGAGCGAGCCAUCCUUCGGAUGAUCAGGUCCGAUUUAGAAGGGCUCGCCACGCUGAUGACGACCAAUGAGGCGGAGGCGGAAGUCACGGCAAUGUUGGCAAACUCGCAAGAGGUUCAGUCGUUCGCGGACCGCUUCAACAAGCAGAGGAAGGUGCAGCAGGCGCAGCUGGCAGGAGAAGAGCACGAUCAGGAGUUCACCGACGCGGCGGAGCGCCUGCCCCAGCCCAAGCGGGAGUCGCAGCUCAAAGCAUUGGCCGAACAGAAUGCCGACACAAAGGGCAGCUCGCUCGGCAAGGGCAAGGGCACCUCCGCCACCGCGGGCAAGGGAGAUGGCGCGCAGGUGGCCAAGGCGCAGGCGGCGCGCGCGAACGAGGGCUGCGAGUGGGCGCUCGCCAAGAGUCAUCUGCAGGCACAGUCAGCGCUGUCCGAG
This is a messenger RNA of Prorocentrum cordatum, 837 nucleotides long. The record is from the annotation of a GenBank genome assembly. Lineage: Eukaryota; Dinophyceae; Prorocentrales; Prorocentraceae.